Molecule: messenger RNA, 277 nt
Organism: Acanthoscelides obtectus
Lineage: Eukaryota; Metazoa; Arthropoda; Insecta; Coleoptera; Chrysomelidae
Source: the annotation of a GenBank genome assembly
GUGCAAUUCGACGAGUCAAGUUUCCCUUCCCCAGAUGCAUUAUCAGAAAUCCCUUCACAAGAGGUGCCAGUCUUACCAGAUAUACCACAUUCACCGGAUAUACCUACCAGCCCUCCCUCAGAUUUGUGUGCCCAUCCAUCGCCUAAUAGUAGCCAUUUUACUGUACCCCCGCAUCCAGCUAGGAAACGCGCAAAGAGACCAUUGCCUCAACAUAUUGAAAAAUCAAUCGAGACACUCCAGUCAAUUAAAAAUCAAGCUCUGUGUAAUAGAGAAGUAG